AAGAUGGCGCCCAGCGAAAUAUGAGUGGUCUUGAGAAAGAAAAGCUACAGUUAGCCAUCUAACGAAAACCACCAAAAACAAAGAAUACACCAGCCACAGAAAACACCAAUAGCUCCUCGCUUCCCUGCUCAUUGGAAGGGGAGCGUCGUUACGAGGGUAGAAAAGCGCUUGUGGGCGGCUCAGACCGCGGCCCGGUUGAGGAAGAGAGGUUCCCCCUACAGAAUAGGGCACAAUGAAUAACUCCUUGGAUGGUACAGGCUCCUAUGAGGAGCUUGUGAGGCAGAAAGCUCGGAGUAUCCCUCAGCAUCGCAUGAAAGAGUUCCUGGAGUCUUUGGCCAGCAAAGGUCCAGAUGCCCUGCAGGAGUUCAGCCAGCAAAGUGGAGAUACUACAACAACCACCACCACUAUGGUCUAUCAACAAGAGGCGAACUGCAUCUAUACAGAUAGCACAGAGGUGGCUGGGUCACUGUUGGAACUGGCAUGUCCAGUUCAAGUGCAGGUCCAGCCGCAGCAGCAGAUACAGGAGUCUACAUCUCAGCAGCAGACUGUACAACAGAAUACAGAGCAACAGAUAGUGCAGGUUCAGAUCCAGGGCCAGCAGCAGGGUCAGAUGCUGGGUCAGGUUCUUCAAGUGCCCUCUGGCUCACAUCAACAGCUACAAGGUGUAACUACGGCACAGCUGAUUCAGCCUGGAGAACUGACAGAGGAACAGCACCAACAGCUGCAAGCCCAGUUGGUUGCAGCUGUUGCAGGAGGACAGCAGAUCCAAAUCCAGACGGUGGGGGCCCUCUCUCCCACUCAACAGCAGGACAGUGCAGAGAGGAGAGUAAUGGGAACUACAGUUGCCACAUCACAGGGAGCAGGUGUCCUCCAGCCAGCCAAGAAGCGUAAGGUGGACAUGCCCAUCACUGUGUCCUAUGCUCUGCCCGGUCAGCAGGUAGCCACUGUCCUGGCUAUCCCUCAGGGACAGGGCCAGCAGCAAAGUUAUGUGUCCCUGCGGCCAGACCUUUUAACUGUGGACAGUUCUCACCUUUACAGUGCUACAGGCACUAUUACCAGUCCCACAGGGGAGACCUGGACCAUCCCUGUGUAUUCUGCACCUGCUGGAUCUGGAGGUCGUGAACAGGUCACACAUAUUGCCAUCCCGCAGGAAGCUUAUGGAACAGUGCAGGUGGCGGGGGCAAACACUACAACAAUGACUACGAUGCCAACACAAGUUACUGUUGAAAAUGACAAAAUGAAAAACCCCGCUAGUCAAAGUCAGACAGCUCAGGCAGUUUCCAGCAUUACAAGCUCUGGAGGAAUGGGAAGCCAGGAGGAAGUGGUGCAUACACUGGCUGCCAACACACUGUUCCCUGCCCAGCUGAUGAAUGGAAACAUCCACAUCCCAGUGGCAGUACAGGGCUACUCUAAUGCUACGCAGUCACUUAUCUGGGACCCACAGCAGCAAGUGUUGCACACACAGGGGCUGACAGGGCAAGAUGCACAGCAGCUGCAGGUAAUAACAGAGGGUCAGACUGUGGUAGCAGAGGUAGAUGGUCAAGGUCAACAGCAAGUGCAGGUGCAGGAACUGCUACUGCCUGCCACCCUGAAGCCAGAGGAGGGGCUGGAUGUGUGGCGGCUUUGGGCUCAGCGGAAAAACGCAGAGUUGGAAAAGUCAGACAAAAAUAAACUGGCCCCGAUUGGUCGACGCCAGGCACUGCGUUUCCAGGAGGACUUGGUGUCGUGUGCAGUUGCAGAGCUCUGCAUGGGUCUCUCUUUGAUGACAACAGAGGCCAGGGGGCUGGAAGGGGAAUCUUAUGAGGCUGAUGUUCUGUACUAUGUUUUUCUAUGCUUACAGAAAUAUCUGUUUGAUAAUGGUCGUGUGGACGACGUUUUCUCAGAUCAGUACUACACUCGCUUUGCUCAUAGUCUGCACCAGAUCUUGGAUCCUUGGAGACCACCUGUUCAUCCACUAGGUUAUGUUAUCCCCAGCCAUGUGACAGAGGAAAUGCUGUGGGAAUGCAAACAGCUGGGGGCUCAUUCUCCUUCGACGCUACUUACAACUCUAAUGUUCUUCAACACCAAGUAUUUCCACCUGAAAACAGUGGAUCAGCAUCUAAAAGUGGCCUUUUCUAAGGUGCUGAGACACACUAGGAAGAGUCCCAACAACCCCAAAGAUAAGAGCACCAGCAUCCGAUACCUAAAGUCAACAGAGAGGUUCAUUGGACAGAAAGUGACAGAUGACAUGUACUCGGAACAGCUGGAAGACCCAGAGAACCCGCUGCGAUGCCCCAUCAAACUCUAUGAUUUCUACCUCUUCAAAUGUCCACAGAGUGCUAAAGGUCGUAAUGACACUUUCUACCUGACUCCUGAGCCUGUUGUGGCCCCAAACAGCCCCAUCUGGUACUCAACUCAGCCAAUCCCAAAAGAACAGCUGGAGCAGAUGCUCGCCCGCAUCCUUGUCGUUCGUGAAAUCCAAGAAGCCAUUAACAUGUCUGAGAGCGUGCACUAGUUGGACUGGAGGAGAAUGAAACAUGGACUAGACUCUUCCUCUUUUUCUUCACCCAGCCUUUGAUUGCUCAUUACGAGUAGUUUUCUAUUCUCUCACACCCUCUUGUGGUCUUAAAGGGUGGCAUGUAUAUGUUUAUAUUCAUUAUAUGUCAGCAUAUCUUACACACAUGGACUGUACAUACACAUACAACCAGCUACAGCUAAUCAGUCGUCUCACUGAGGCGAUCACGCAAGUUUUUUUUGUUUUGUUUUAUUUGGCCAAAGGAUGUAGUGUCUAAUCGUUUUGUUGGACCUGAACUCUAAUUUAAAUGUUAUUAUAACUGUUGGUUCUCCUUACCAAUGGUCUGGAACAAUUGCUAAUUUUUGUUCCUGUUCUGUUUUAUUCUGUAAUAUAUUUCAUAUACAUUUUCACUGGGGUUGGCCUGCGCUAUGCUGCUUUUCUUAGACAUCCCUCCUUGUUGCUCUAUUUUCCUUCAUCUGCCUUGGUCACUGUUAUGUCUCACAGUGAGUACCUCAGUGGUAUUAUAACUACAUUAAGUAGCCCAAAAUAGGCUAAAAGCUCAUUUUCAACUUGUGUGAAUUCUCUUUCUUUGUAUUUCACUCUUGUCUGUCGUGAGCCGAGUUCUCUUGUGGACACGCUGAACUCUGGAGAUGACUGUGGUUAGCGAAGGCUGCUUGGGCUGUAGCACCCCCUGUUGGACCAGCUCAGUGGCAUCGAAUCACAUCAAGACUUAAAUCUGCUGUGGACUUGAUUGCAAUAUGGCGUCACCACUCGACCUGCAGCUACUAGCACUGGCCACACAUUGGAGGUGUGGCAGAGUUCGGGUGGAGGAUGCUUUGCUGCUGGAUCCUCCCUUCUUUCCUCACCAACCCCAAAACUCACCCAAAGAGGAAUCUAUUGUAUCAUACAUCUCUAAUACAAGACAGACGAAAGACUCUAAAACGUGGGUUAGCCCCUAAUGUUCUAUAAUGUAUAAAACUCAUAGCUCCUUCAUGUACUGUAACGGUUGUCAGUCAUUUAAGGAGAAUGGCAGUGCCUGUGUGUUUUUGAAACAUGACCUUUUUUGUACAGCCACUA
Messenger RNA from Amphiprion ocellaris (clown anemonefish), 3571 nucleotides. RefSeq names its product transcriptional regulator QRICH1-like. The record is from RefSeq and is a predicted model, not a curated record. Bases 233 to 2494 code for a protein of 753 amino acids. Lineage: Eukaryota; Metazoa; Chordata; Actinopteri; Pomacentridae. The transcript is spliced from 12 exons.